GGAGCUGCACGUCUGUGCAAUGCGAUUCAGCGAGAUGUUUUCUCUUGUUGUAGGAUGGGCUGUGGGUUUAAGUAAUUCAAGGGACUAACCUUGACCUUUUUAUAAACUGCACGAAGAGGACUAGAAUUUUCCGCUGUGAUUGUCGUACAAAGUUUAAGCGCAGCGUUAUGCCAGUGCUGGGAGGACUGAAGCGCGUGACCGAGCUGGUUUCUGCUUCCUCCUUGCUAUCCAUUGACACCAUUUUGGAGAACCUGUAUUUGGAGUCGCAAUCCAGAAACCCCCCCCUUCCACCGCACCCUCUGCUUCACACGGGUGCUGUGAUGUCUGCAGUAGCUUUCGUGGGCCUGGUUCGGUCCGUGGGGUCCCGAAUGAGGCUACAGGCCGUCCGCACUGCCACAGCCCUGCAGGAAACACGACGCUCCUUCCACGGACCAACUCCUGUACUGACCAGCAACUCGCGGUUUGACCCAGACGGGAGCGGCCGGCCUACCACUUGGGAUGCCUUCGGCAUCUGGGACGACCGCAUCGACGAGCCCAUCCUACUUCCUCCCAGCAUCCGGUAUGGGAAGCCUAUUCCCAAGGUGAGCCUCUCCAAUGUGGGCGCCGCCUCCUUGAUCGGCCUGCGCAAGGAGAACGAGGACCGCUGGCAGGUCUCCCAGCUGACCGGCAGCAUCCUGUACUUCGCCGUCUUCGACGGCCACGGUGGGGCAGAGGCGGCGGAUUUCUGCCACAAAUACAUGGAGAUGCACGUCAAAGAUCUGGUUGCUAAGGAGGAAAACCUCGAGAUGGUUCUGUCCAGAGCUUUCGUGGAAGUCAACAAGGCCCUCGCCAGACAUUUGCACUUCGAUGAUUGCCCGUCGCUGCAGAGCUCCGGAUCCACGGCCACUGUGGCCCUAUUGAGGGACAGCUUUGAGCUGGUGGUGGCCAGCGUCGGGGACAGCCGGGCCCUGCUGUGCCGCAAAGGCAAGGCCCUGAAGCUGACGGUGGACCACACCCCCGAGCGAAGGGACGAGAAGGAGAGGAUAAAAAAGAGCGGGGGCUACAUAACGUGGAACAGUCUGGGACAGCCGCACGUAAACGGCAGGCUGGCCAUGACGCGGAGCAUCGGAGACUUUGACCUGAAGAAGAUGGGCGUGAUCGCCGAGCCGGAGACCAAGCGGCUGACCCUGCACCACGCCCACGAUUCCUUCCUGGCGCUCACCACAGACGGGGUAAACUUCAUCAUGAACAGCCAGGAGAUCUGCGACGUCAUCAGCCAGUGUCACGACCCCAAGGAGGCCGCCCAGAUCAUCACGGAGCAGGCCCUUCAGUAUGGCGCCGAGGACAACAGCACCAUCAUAGUGGUUCCUUUCGGGGCCUGGGGGAAGCACAAAAACUCCAGCGUUCAGUUCUCCUUCAGUCGCAGUUUCGUGUCCAGCGGCCGGUGGGCGUGAGGUGCGCAUUGGUGGCCCUCUGCCUCCCCCUACAGGACUUCAGGGGAAGCACUUCCAGUGAGCAUUCAGUGAAGACCAGAAAAAUAGCUGUGGAACAAUGCAGGAGAUCACUUUUGCCCUAUGUAACAGGAAUAUGGACCUACCUAUAUAAGAUGAGCAGUAACACAAGCGCAAAUAAGCAAUGCUUUAACUGUCAGUCCCAUUUGCAAUCUUCAUCCUGGGAGUUAUGUCACAUGUUAGCUAUAUAUAGUUACUGUAGUGCAUAUGCAAGUACGGAAACCGUGUACCAGGCAUCUGUCACUUGCAAUUAGUUACUCCGUAUGUGUUGGUGGAUGUAUUUUAUGUUGUUGUAUCUCAUUGUGCCCUGCCAUGGCUGGGCCCCUCAUCCUGGGUUGUUCCCUGCCUUCGGGAUAGGCUCCCGACGCCCCGCAACCCUGAAUAGGUUACAGAAAAAUGGAUGGAUGGAUUGUAUCUCAUUAGCUGUCCUUUUAGGGACAGUCCUUGAUCAAUUAGACCUAGCAGGAAUACUGCUAUACAAGAGGAAGCUGCUUUUCCGAUUCUGCCGAUUCAGACCCUUCCAGGUGUUUGGUCUAGCUCUCCUCGUGGGCCGUCGCUGGGCUGCACGUGACCCGCAGCCUCCGACGCGCGGCUCGCUUGUCUGAAAGGACGCGCACCCCACGUGAGCCCAUAGAUCACCAACCCCCCCCCCCCCCCCCCCCCCCCUGUGGCUAAAUCACAAGCCUUUAAGCGUCUGUUCUUUUAAUGAAAUGUUUCACUGCAUUCCGAUGCUGCUUUUCUACAAAGAGAAGGAAGUUUGAUGUGCUGAAGAGACGUGUACAAGCUUGAUUUUUUUUUUUUCCUGAUUGGGAUUAAUUACAUUAACGUUAGUCGUAAGUCGUACACGAAAUGGAAACGACAUCAUUUUACACAUACGCGUUUUGGUAUUACGUAUGUAUAUUAUAUAUGGUGUCAUGGAAUAAGCUGCUUGUCAUUACGCUUGUGAUUUUUGUCAGUUAAUCUACUGUGAAUCCAGCACUGUCAACAGAAAUCUGCUGAUUUUGUAGCAGUUUUGACUGGUGUAGCUGUGGUACGGUUCCGUUCGUGUGCAUGACUGCCAGUUCAGAUUAUUAAAUGCCUCUAGUUGUGCGGCUGUAAAACGCUCGUCGUUUUAAUCGUGGAAUGUGCAUGAGAAAUCGGCAGCCUUGCGUGAGUGAAACCUGUGUCUUUCGCCUCAUCUUGCGUAAUCAUUUCAUUUUAAGAUGCCAGUCGAUACUCAUCCCAUCAUGUGACACGCAAUCUCGUUUUAGCUUUGAGUCUGAGUGUGGGCUUUAGCAAAGAGGUUAGUCCACCAAUGAGUUCUGACUCCACACAGUGUUUAUGCCUCCCGAGCCUCGUGGGACUGUUACAUUACCAUAUCCUUGAAUUAUGGGAAUUUUGUGUCUUGGACCCUGUGUGUCGGAUCAGGUGUGUUAUGUAUUUUGCACUUGACAGAUGACUUUUAAUAAAGUCUUUAAAGGGA
Brienomyrus brachyistius is the source of this 2952-nucleotide messenger RNA. It is a transcript of the gene ppm1kb, whose product is annotated as protein phosphatase, Mg2+/Mn2+ dependent 1Kb. Lineage: Eukaryota; Metazoa; Chordata; Actinopteri; Osteoglossiformes; Mormyridae. The record is from RefSeq and is a predicted model, not a curated record. The transcript is spliced from 8 exons. Bases 168 to 1433 code for a protein of 421 amino acids. Gene Ontology annotation, biological process: protein dephosphorylation. Gene Ontology annotation, molecular function: protein serine/threonine phosphatase activity; cation binding.